AUGGAUGAGAUAGUGCCGGCGUUCAAGAAACGGACGGCCAAGGCCAAGUCGAGCCUGCGCAAGAAGACAGCACCGCCAGCGUCCGACUCGGAAGACUUCACGUCCAGCGACGACGAGCAGGGCCACAGGAUCAAGCGCAGACGGAAGAACGCCGGCGUGGGCGCCUCGUCCAAGACCGCUGCGCCGAAGCGAGAAGAGGACGAGAAGCCAGGAGCCACGGCCGAACGACGGGCGCUGCCCACCACCAACGACGCAACCAAGCAGUCGAACUGGUACGAUGAAGACCUGAGCGAGAAGAACCUGCUGGGAAACACACGCACGCGCACGAAGCCUGAGGACGCUGAGCGGGCAGAUGGCACGUACCGCGGCGCCUCGAGCUACCAGUCCUUCAUCCAGAAGAACCCGGACGCACCCUCCAGGCAGGUUGGGCCCAUGAAGCCCGCCGCAACCAACAUCCGCACCAUCACCGUCACCGACUUUGCCCCGGACGUGUGCAAGGACUACAAGCAGACAGGCUUUUGCGGAUUCGGGGAUAACUGCAAGUACCUCCACGCGCGAGAGGACUAUAAAGCCGGUUGGGAGCUGGACCGGGACUGGGAGAUACAGACAAAAGGCAAGAAGCUCGCCGGGCAGACGGUGGCUUCACGGCAUGGCGGUGACGGGGAGGGAGAGGACGAGGACGAAGACGACGAGUUUCUGGAGAGCAUACCCUUUGCGUGUAUAAUAUGCAAGCAGCCGUACACGAGCCCGAUCAUCACCAAGUGCGGACAUUACUUCUGCGAGGCGUGCGCGCUGAAGAGGUACCGGAAGAACCCGAACUGCGCGGCAUGCGGCUCGUCGACGGGGGGAGUGUUUAAUGUUGCAAAGAAGCUGGGGAAGCUGCUGGACAGGAAGCGGGAGCGGGCUAGGAAGAGGAGGGAGCAGGCCAUCGAGGCCGGCGAGGAGGUCAGCGAGGAUGACGAUAAUGACGAAUAG
This is a messenger RNA of Arthroderma uncinatum, 975 nucleotides long. RefSeq names its product pre-mRNA-splicing factor cwc24. Lineage: Eukaryota; Fungi; Ascomycota; Eurotiomycetes; Onygenales; Arthrodermataceae. The coding region runs from base 1 to 975 and encodes 324 amino acids. The transcript has 2 exons. Gene Ontology annotation, molecular function: metal ion binding. Gene Ontology annotation, cellular component: U2-type spliceosomal complex. Gene Ontology annotation, biological process: snoRNA splicing. The record is from RefSeq and is a predicted model, not a curated record.